This is a messenger RNA of Ixodes scapularis (black-legged tick), 1271 nucleotides long. Its product is annotated as 5-hydroxytryptamine receptor 2B-like. Gene Ontology annotation, biological process: adenylate cyclase-activating adrenergic receptor signaling pathway. Bases 1 to 1236 code for a protein of 411 amino acids. Lineage: Eukaryota; Metazoa; Arthropoda; Arachnida; Ixodida; Ixodidae. Gene Ontology annotation, molecular function: G protein-coupled receptor activity. The record is from RefSeq and is a predicted model, not a curated record. The transcript has a single exon. Gene Ontology annotation, cellular component: membrane.
AUGAACGGUGAUUCGAGGCUCACUACGCUCUGGCCAGACAUGGCGGGAGCCAACCCCCACUACGCCAGUGUCAUCAACGAAGCAGACGCCUCAAGACAGGGCAACUGGAGCUCCGCCCAGGAGUCCUGCACCAACUCAAGCAUCGGCAACUCCAGCCUUUCCUGGCACGAGAACCUCGUGGUGGUUGUGACGGUAUCCAUUCUCCUAAGCCUCGUCAUCGUGGCAACCGUCAUUGGCAACAUCUUCGUCAUCGCGGCCAUUCUGAUGGAACGCAACCUUCGGACAGUUAGCAACUACUUGGUGCUUUCCCUUGCCGUGGCAGACCUGAUGGUCGCGUGUCUGGUGAUGCCUCUUGGGGCGGUGUACGAGGUGACUCAAGAGUGGGUGCUCGCGCCGGAGCUCUGCGACGUAUGGACAUGUUGCGACGUGCUGUGCUGCACGGCGUCAAUCCUACACCUCCUCGCCAUUGCCGUGGACCGCUACUGGGCGGUCACGUGCAUGGACUAUAUGCGCCAGCGUGACGUCCGGAAGGUGGGUAGCAUGAUCUUCCUAGUGUGGAGUGUCUCUUUCGUGGUGUCCAUAGCACCGAUCUUCGGCUGGAAGGACAAGGACUCGCACAGUCGUGUUCUCAACGAGAAGAAGUGCCUGGUGAGCCAGGACGCUGCGUACCAAGUAUUCGCCACGUGCUCCAGCUUCUACGUUCCUCUUAUAAUGAUUCUUCUGCUAUACUGGCGGAUAUUCAAAGUGGCCCGACAACGGAUCCGGCACAAGCCUGGUGCCAAGGCGGUGCUUAUAGUGCACAAGGAACCUUCCACAUCUUCAGCGCCGCCUUCGAACGAAAGCACACCGCAUCACGGAACUCUGAACUCGGGCAACCAGCCACCAAGCAACGGCAUGAAGGCGGUUCACGGCGGCAUCGGACGGCUCCUUGUGCUCACGAAGAGGGAGAAGAAGCAUGUCGAGGAGUCCAUUGAGUCACGCAGGGAACGAAAGGCGGCCAAGACGGUGGCCAUUAUCACGGGAGUGUUUGUGAUGUGCUGGUUGCCCUUCUUUAUGAUGGCGCUUGUGAUGGCGCUGUGCGAGGCAUGUGACCCGGGCAAGCUGUUGUUCAGCUUUUUUCUAUGGCUAGGCUACGCCAACUCUAUGAUUAACCCUAUCAUUUACACCAUCUUCAGUCCAGAUUUCAGGAAUGCUUUCAGCCGGAUUCUGUGCGGCAAGAAGCCGACCUUCAGGUGACAGCAGGGAGCCUCGGCGAGCGCCACGGUGCGGCG